Cynara cardunculus var. scolymus (artichoke) is the source of this 681-nucleotide messenger RNA. Its product is annotated as BAG family molecular chaperone regulator 2-like. The coding region runs from base 4 to 477 and encodes 157 amino acids. The transcript has 2 exons. NCBI's taxonomy places the organism in Eukaryota, Viridiplantae, Streptophyta, Magnoliopsida, Asterales, Asteraceae. The record is from RefSeq and is a predicted model, not a curated record. Gene Ontology annotation, molecular function: protein binding.
UCGAUGAAAUUGUCCAGAAGCUUCUCCAAAUUACGUUGUGGCAGGGGCAACGACAAAAGCAGUAGCAACGACAACAGUGUUAGCUUCAAAAGAUGUAAUGCUACCAUCGGUGGAGAAGUUAGAUGGGAAUUACGACCUGGUGGGAUGCUUGUUCAAAAGAGAGAGAUCGGGGAUGAAAGCGUUGAAGAAGGGGUUUUGGUGGUGAGGGUUGCAACCGGUUCCCAGUGGCAUGACAUAUCCAUCCAAGCCACUUCUACUUUUGGAGAGCUGAAGAUGAUAUUGUCGAUGGUUACUAACUUGGAGCCAAAAGAGCAAAGACUACUGUUCAAAGGGAAAGAGAGAGAAGACGACGAAUAUCUACACAUGGUUGGUGUUAGAGACAAAGACAAAGUCCUGAUGCUACAAGAUCCGGCCACCAAGGAAAGGAAACUUGCCGCAAAUGCAAUGAUAGCUCCCUGUCGUACAAUUGUUGUAUAAAAUAAAGUACUGAUGGCAUACAGAAUCAGCAAACCGUGUUCUCUUACUAACUCCAACAAAGGGUUUGUGUUAUUUACAUGCCGACUAGUCUUUCUUCUAUCUCCUCUUCGAUCAACCAGACUUUGAUUAACCAGCAGUCUACUAGAGGCUCGUAUCUUCUCUAGGUUUGAAGUUUUCAAACCAGAAGCAAUGUACAUAUUUUAU